Molecule: messenger RNA, 2364 nt
Organism: Punica granatum (pomegranate)
Lineage: Eukaryota; Viridiplantae; Streptophyta; Magnoliopsida; Myrtales; Lythraceae
Source: RefSeq, a predicted model, not a curated record
UAACGGGAGGGCGAGCUGUGGACGGAAUUCGACCGCCAGAGACGAGCAUACUGGAGAGUUCUUCGCUUAUUUCUGGAAAUAACAGAGCAAAAACAACGGAGCUCGAGUUUUCCACCAUCCAUGGCGGUUCUGCUGAACUCGAUGUCUUAUGCUUCAAACCCAUCAAUGGGGAGCAUAAGCAGAAGCAGAAGCAGAAGAAGGAGGUCGUCGUGUGGGUUCUUCUCCCACGUCCUGGAUUUCCACUCCUUCUCCCUGAGCAGAGGCUUCGCGAGGGCAUUGGCGUCGACCCAGAUCACCAUCUCCCUCAAGGACAGCGCGUUCCCCGACUGGAGGACCGGGAAGAGCAACGCCGACACGGCGAGGGCCUCGGACUUGAGGCUCAACGACGCCUUCCGGAGCCUCGAGCGCUCGGUGGAGACGAGUGGGCGAAAGCCCGACGCGGCCCAGUCGACGCAGCUGCUGUACGACCUCUGCAAGGCCAACAAGAUGAAGAAGGCGAUCAGGGUGAUGGAGAUAAUGGCCUCUUCAGGCAUUAUCCCGGACGCGGCAUCAUACACUUACCUGGUGAAUCAGCUGUGCAAGAGGGGGAGCAUCGGACACGCAAUGCAGCUUGUCGAGAGGAUGGAGGAGUUUGGGAUCCCGACGAAUACCGUCACGUAUAACUCCCUUGUCCGCGGGCUUUGCCUGCAGGGGAACCUGAGCAAGAGCCUGCAGCUCUUGGAUAAGCUGAUGGGGAGAGGCCUCGUCCCGAAUGCCUUCACUUACACGUUCCUGCUCGAGGCAGCCUACAAGGAGAAGGGAGUGAGCGAGGCGAUCAGGCUUCUUGAUGAGAUCAUUGCCAAGGGAGGAAAGCCGAAUUUGGUCAGCUACAAUGUCCUGCUUACGGGACUCUGCAAGGAGGGCAAGACCGAUGAGGCGAUGAGACUGUUCCGAGACUUGCCCUCCAAAGGUUUCAGCCCGAAUGUGGUCAGUUACAACAUUCUGUUGAGGAACUUGUGUGAUGAGGGGAGGUGGGCAGAGGCGAAUGAGCUUCUGGCUGAGAUGGACGGCGGAGAUCGAGCCCCGUCCAUUGUCACAUACAACAUAUUGAUAGGCUCGCUAUCUCUACACGGGAGGGUCGAGCACGCGCUAGAAGUUCUUGAGGAAAUGGCUCGGGGCCCGUUUAAGCCCACUGCCACGAGCUACAACCCGAUAAUUGCCCAGUUGUGUAAGGAAGGUAGAGUCAAUCAAGUGGUGAAGUGCUUGGAUCAGAUGAUAUUCCGUCGUUGUAGUCCUAAUGAAGGAACUUAUAAUGCUAUCGCCGAACUGUGCGAGGAGGAUAACAAUCGUGUGAGGGAAGCAUUCUCGAUAAUUCAGAGUUUGGGGAGCAAGCAGGGCUCCACGAUGCGUGAGUUUUUCAGGCAGGUGAUCUCUAGCUUGUGCAGGAAGGGGAAUACUUACCCAGCUUUUCGGCUUCUGUAUGAGAUGACGAAGAACGGAUUUGUUCCUGAUUCUUAUACCUACUCCUCCCUAAUAAGAGGCCUCUGUAUGGAAGGGAUGUUAGAUGAGGCGAUCGGGAUUUUUCGGGUGAUGGAGGAGAAUGAGCACAAACCCGACAUGGAGAAUUUCAAUGCACUGAUUCUCGGGCUCUGCAAGUCCCGGAGGACGGAUCUAGCAUUGGAGGUCUACCGGACGAUGAUUGAGAAGGGGAGAAUGCCGAACGAGACGACUUAUACAAUCAUAGUGGAAGGGCUUGCACACGAGAAUGAGACAGAGAUAGCUGCGGAAGUUCUAAGCGAGCUGUACUUGAGGAAUGUCGUGAGCCAUAAUACAUUAGAAAGACUCAUCAUGCAGUAUGAUCUCGAGGGCAUACAUGUGUAGGAUCUCAGAACAUGAUGCUAACAAUCUGCAGCAGAUGGGUCGGAAUGGUACAUCAUCAGCACGGAUACAGCUUGGAACAGUACCAGAUCGUGCCUUUUGGGAGUCAUUCAUCAACCAAACAACCCGCCAAUACUUUCAUGGUUCUAGAUCUCCAAUGAUGACAAACCACUCCAAGCAGAGGCCCGAGCAGUCCUACUCACCCUUAACAUAGCUGCUGAGAAAAGAAUGACAAAGAUUUGACUACGCAGCGACGCCUUAUUACUCAUAGAUGUCAUUUUGCACCCACAUAACUAGCCGUGGGAGAUUAGAAACAUAAUAGCUGACAUUAUCUCUACUCUAUAUCUUUUUUUGGAAUGGUUAUGCUCAUGGAUCCCUAGGACUGAAAAUACCCUUGCUCAUGACUUGGGCCAAUUUGGUUCGAUGUCAAAUUUUCUCUCUCUAUGUACUUUUGAAGGGUAUUCGGUCCUAAAUCCGUUGAACAAUGUAAUCGGUUCUUUCCAUUAA